Molecule: messenger RNA, 2730 nt
Organism: Morone saxatilis (striped sea-bass)
Lineage: Eukaryota; Metazoa; Chordata; Actinopteri; Moronidae
Gene: oxtrb
Product: oxytocin receptor like
Exons: 3
Coding region: 250-1434 (394 amino acids)
Biological process (GO): maternal process involved in parturition; regulation of systemic arterial blood pressure by vasopressin; positive regulation of vasoconstriction
Cellular component (GO): membrane
Molecular function (GO): oxytocin receptor activity; vasopressin receptor activity; peptide binding
Source: RefSeq, a predicted model, not a curated record
CAGCUGCUGAUGCAGACUGCGGUGCUCCGAUGUCCCCAAAUAACUGUGCAAAGGAUCGCUUUAAAGACUACAGCUGACUUUUGGAUUACGCAGUAAUUUAUCCUGAGGUAAACUCACAAAGCCAACUUUAAUGGAGUGAUGUGGCAGUAAAUUGCGCAGGGCAACUACACUACCACACAGCUGAUAGCGGUACUGAAUCUGUUCUGUGAUGUGACCGUUGGCUGCGCCAAAGUGGCGCUUUUACGCACGAUGGAGGACUUUUUACGCGAGCAGAAUAGUUGGGCGCAGAAUGUUUCCUGGAGCAACUCUAGUCGCGGGAAUGAUAGUCAUUUAGGAAACACCACAGUGAAUCCUUUGAAGCGUAACGAAGAAGUGGCCAAAGUGGAAGUUACCGUCCUGGUCCUGGUGCUACUGCUCGCUCUGACCGGCAACCUGUGCGUCCUGUGGGCUAUCCACGCCACCAAGCACAGCCAGUCUCGGAUGUAUUACUUCAUGAAGCACCUGAGCAUCGCAGACCUUGUCGUUGCAAUCUUUCAGGUCUUGCCGCAACUCAUUUGGGAUAUCACAUUUCGCUUCUAUGGGCCGGAUUUGCUUUGCAGGCUGGUCAAAUACCUCCAGGUCGUGGGUAUGUUUGCAUCCACCUACAUGCUUGUCCUGAUGUCCAUUGACAGGUGCCUAGCGAUCUGCCAGCCGCUUCGCUCCGUGCACAAGAGAAAGGAUCGCUUCUGCGUAAUCGCCUCUUGGAUGCUUAGUCUGAUAUUCAGCACUCCUCAAGCGUACAUAUUUUCCUUGAGAGAGGUCGGAGACGGCGUGUAUGACUGCUGGGGGGACUUUGUACAACCUUGGGGUGCCAAAGCAUACAUCACAUGGAUGAGUCUCAGCAUUUACAUUUUCCCAGUGGCAAUUUUAAGCAUCUGCUAUGGGUUGAUAUGUUUUAAAAUAUGGCAGAAUUUCAAUUUAAAGACCAGAAGGGAGCACUUCCUGGCUCUGACUGCAAGGCCCUCCAAAGGCGCUCAUCCCCUCACUCGUGUGAGCAGUGUGAGGCUCAUUUCAAAAGCAAAAAUCCGCACAGUGAAAAUGACAUUUGUGGUGGUCCUUGCCUACAUUGUGUGCUGGACUCCCUUCUUCUUUGUCCAGAUGUGGUCUGCAUGGGAUCCUGCUGCACCAAGAGAAGACAUGGCCUUCAUCAUUGCCAUGUUACUGGCCAGUCUCAACAGCUGCUGUAACCCCUGGAUCUACAUGUUCUUUGCUGGUCACCUGUUCCAGGACCUGAUGCAGUGCUUAUUCUGCUGCUGCCGACAGUACCUACCCUCCUCCUGCAGUGGUGAUCAACAGGGCAGGCACAAAAGCAACUCCUCCACUUAUGUCAUCAAGAACAUGAGCAGCCAGAGGAGCCUCACACACACAUCCAGCAAUGGAGGGCCAGGACACUGAAGAGCCAGCUGAAAGCCAUCCAUGCUUCCUGUAGUCAAGUAACCCAGCAAUCAUGCAAGUUCCUGAUUUCAGGCAUUUAAUUAUCUGCAGUGAUGGCCAUUGCAGUGUGUUUUAAAUUGAGCAUAUAGACGAUGUAAACCUGCUGCCUAAACAAUGCCCUGCAUCCUGUGAACAAAGAGCAGAACAAAAUGUCUUUGUGCCUCUAUCUCUAUGGAUGUGUGCCCUUGACUUUCCCACAACACCAUUUUCCUUUUUGACUCCCUUUGCACUGGAGUCCUGCACAUAAUAAAUUUAUCCUAUAAUGUAGGAAGCAUUUCAAGAUUUAUACAUAAAAUAAUAAACAACCUUGGGCAUAUUCAAAGUUGUUUUAGGCUUCUGUCUUUCAGUCUUGAAUCUUGUUCCAACAGUUAUUGUCCUGAUUUGACCUUAAAGGACAAGUAAUUAUAACAACAGUUAUCUUAAUGUUGCACAUUCUUUCUACAAAGAAAAAAAGAGUUGCUCUGUGUAAAUGGGCUCCAAUUAUGUUACUGUAAUGACAGCACUAGGUUGUGUAAAAGAAUUGUAUAGUUCCAUUAUUAUGGGUGGUUAAAUCACAAUGUUCAUAUGCAUUAAUGAUAUUAACGUUAUUAAGUUAAUAUCUACUCCUUAAUCCAAACAUCUCCAUUGUAACAACACAGACUCAUCAACAAAGCAAAAUCCAUGAGGAAUGCAUUUUACAGCAAGGCUGGUUUCAAUGUUUUCAGCAGACAUGCUACAUAUCAAACAGUGUUUGUCCUUUAUGAUGUAAUGUGAAAUUCACUUUGUAAAUAGUUUCCACUGCUCCUUGUGUGUAUAAUUUUUUAUCAACUCCAUCUCUUCUUUUCUGAUUGAUGGUGUUAUGGAGUAAUCAUUGUACUUGGACAUUUUACAACAUUUAAUCAAGUUAGGAUCAAACUAGAAUAAUGGCUCCCUCUAGUGGCCACAUGGAAUACUUAAACAAAUACUCUUUUCUUUUUUUUCUGUUUCAUUUCUUUUGCUGUACUGUUCGAGGAAAUGUGCCAACUGUUUAUACUCAACAUAUGGAGAAUUUCAGUGUCAGGAUCAGAUAAUGUGCAUUCCUGGCUUAUUAGGUGUGUUUUAUAGCUUGGAAAGUUGCCAAGCAAAAUGUUGUGGUUCAAAGUAACUUCCAUGGGAGCAGUUUUAAGAUGGAAGAGUGGAAGUUCACAUAAAGAUGUGUCAAUAGAGAAAGGGAGAAAGUACUUUUAGGGCAAUGACACCUUUCAUAAAAAAUACUUUAUUUUAAAGUUUGGCUGACAU